Molecule: messenger RNA, 1804 nt
Organism: Cucurbita maxima (winter squash)
Lineage: Eukaryota; Viridiplantae; Streptophyta; Magnoliopsida; Cucurbitales; Cucurbitaceae
Exons: 6
Coding region: 365-1708 (447 amino acids)
Biological process (GO): lipid catabolic process
Source: RefSeq, a predicted model, not a curated record
CCUUUUUGCAAAUCCCCAAUCCAUCCUCUGCUGUACAUUUCUGUAGAAAGCCGACAAUCGAGGAACCAGCCGUUUCUAAACGAAACCUUGGAUCGAUUCGACUAAGAAAUGGGCCUUCAAAGGAACUAUCAUCGGCCGAGUUCAUUCCAGUGAUGAUUCGGGCCCUAAAUUGGUCCCGCAAGUACAAAAACACCGUAAUGGGUAUCAAUUGCUUCAAGAAUGCUUGCUGCUAACUCUAAAUUUUAUAUUCGCGUUAGAAAAUAAAGAGUUAAUUAUGAGAAGCUCGUGGAAUCUGAAUGGUAGAUGCUUGUAUCCAUCUCUGAAAUGGGUUUGACUGGCGUUGGGUGUGGCAGCCUCGUUUCCUAUGUCAUUGGCCUGUUGUAUUCCCGUGGCUGAAGGUGUUUACUGUAUAGCAUGUGCUCGUUGGUUGUGGUUGAAGUUUCUCUAUAAUGCUGGCCAUGAAAGUGAAAACUGGAGCCUAGCCACGACCGAGGAAUUCGAACCUAUUCCUCGCUAUUGUCGAUUAAUUCUAUCGGUCUAUGAAGAUGAUCUCCGGAACCCCCUAUGGGCUCCUCCAUGUGGUUAUGGUAUUAAUCCAGAUUGGGUGCUACUACGAAAGGAUUACGAAGAAACUCUCGGUCGUGUUUCGCCAUAUAUGAUUUACCUCGAUCAUGAUCACGGCGAUGUAGUCUUGGGAGUUAGAGGACUUAAUUUGGCAAAAGAAAGUGACUAUGCAGUCCUGCUAGAUAACAAACUUGGGCAGACUAAGUUUUGUGGUGGAUAUGUGCACAAUGGUCUCUUGAAGGCAGCUAUAUGGAUUUUUGAAUCAGAAUGUGAGGUAUUAAGGGAACUGGUUGAGAAGAAUCCAGGUUACACCUUGACAUUUGUUGGCCAUUCCCUAGGGGCCGGAGUCGUGGCAUUGUUGACGAUAAUCGCACUGCAGAAACAGGAUAGAUUGGGGAACAUUCAGAGGAAGAGGCUCAGAUGCUUCGCUAUCGCUCCGCCUCGGUGUAUGUCACUAAAUUUGGCCGUGAGAUACGCCGAUGUGAUCAACUCUGUAGUACUCCAGGACGAUUUCUUACCUCGGACUACUACCGCUUUGGAAGACGUAUUCAAGUCACUUGUCUGCCUACCAUGUUUAUUAUGCGUGAUGUGCUUGAAGGAUACCUGCACAAUGGAGGAGAAGAUGCUUAAGGAUCCACGACGUCUUUAUGCUCCCGGGCGUCUGUAUCACAUUGUCGAGCGAAAACCGUUUAGGAUAGGAAGAUUUCCUCCGGAAGUAAAGACAGCAGUGCCUGUAGAUAAGAGGUUUGAGCAUUUAGUUCUUUCUUGCAACGCUACUUCAGACCAUGCUAUCAUCUGGAUAGAAAGAGAGUCUCAGAAGGCUCUUGAUAUCAUGAUGGAGAAUGAUAAAGCCUUAGAAAUCCCAGUGCAGCAGAGGAUGCAACGGCAGGCUUCAGUAGAACGAGGACACGGCGAAGAGUACAAGGCAGCUCUCGAGCGAGCUGCUGCGUUGGAAAUCCCUGAUGAAAACAUACCAAUCUCCUAUGGAACAUUCACUGAAAUGGAAGAAGGUGAGAAUUCUAGGCAAUCAAUCGAAGAUGCGUCGGUUGCCUCAUCGACAAAACGAAGGGAUCGUUGGGAUAAGUUCAUAAAACGGUUUUUCGAUGAGGAUCAGUCGGGUCGAAUGGUGUUCAAAAAAUUAUGAGGCUUACUGAAUUCUCAUGGGGAAGUAGGAACUGGAAGUAGCAUUCUUUUUAGUGUAAAAAGAGUAGAGAUUUAGUAGAUAGCUCAUUUGUUUCAA